This is a messenger RNA of Striga asiatica, 624 nucleotides long. Lineage: Eukaryota; Viridiplantae; Streptophyta; Magnoliopsida; Lamiales; Orobanchaceae. The record is from the annotation of a GenBank genome assembly.
AUGAAAUGGGUGCAGUGGUCCACCAAAGCUGGCUCCAAUAUGUCUCUCUCAAUCACAGCUCUCAUCACAUGGGGGAGUCUGCGAUCGAGUUUGGAAACACCUCCAACUCCUCACCAAUUUCUCGCUUCUGGAGGCGUCCUCCUGUUCCCGAGCCCCUCUCUUAAGUCACCUUCUCUCCCCCUCUUUUCGGCCCUCUCGUCGCCAGAAACGCCCCCAUAUGCAGUUGACCGCAUCUGGUUAGAGCUUGACUCUGAGGCUGUUAUAUCCCUUCUGGCCGUCCCGACUCCCGGAGAUGACUGGCGGGAAAGAGACUUCAUCCAGAAGAUCAAAGCUCUUACGGACACCCUUGACGUUAGCUUCUCCCAUACAUACUGUGAGGGGAGCAGUGCCACCGACUACCUCGCAGGCUCCGCCUACCGAGCCCGAUACUUUGUGCUUUAUGACGUCGCGGACUUACCUAGACCCCUUAGGGCAGACUACAUGGCUGACGCCCAGUUUUUUAGCCAGCGAGAGAUUCCAUCUCCCACAUUAGCUGGCCUGGCUGCACCUUCUCCGUUGGAUUCUUCUCCUUCUUCUCAUCCUGUUAGGGCCCCCGAGCUGGAGGUCUUAGCUUUCUUCUCUUGA